This is a messenger RNA of Chlorella variabilis, 5115 nucleotides long. RefSeq lists its product as hypothetical. The record is from RefSeq and is a predicted model, not a curated record. NCBI's taxonomy places the organism in Eukaryota, Viridiplantae, Chlorophyta, Trebouxiophyceae, Chlorellales, Chlorellaceae. The transcript has 8 exons. Bases 1 to 5115 code for a protein of 1704 amino acids.
AUGCCGCCUGGCCGCAGCGGCAGCCGGAAGGGAGCCCCGGUGCCCCUGCCGCCGCCGCCGCCGCCCAGCCUCGUCAACUCCAGCCUUGCCACCACCUCCAACUCCAGCCUGGCCAACUCCAACUCCCUGCCCUCCAUGGCUUCGCUGCCCUCCCUCGUUCCCACAGCACCGGGCGCACCCAGCGCUGCCCCGCUCUAUGACAGGCCGCCAGCAAGCACGAUGCUGGUCACGCCAGCGGCGAUGGAAGAGCCCCCUGCAGCAGAGGAGGCAGGCAGCAGCGGGCCGCAGCUGCGUCCGCCCUCGCGCGCCCCGUCGCGUGGUGGCACUGCCGCCAGCGCCGCGCGUCGGGCAGCCAGUCCCGACUUUUGGUCUCACCACACCGCGCCUCAGCUGCUGGAAACCAGCAUCCGCAACCCGGAGCUCAAGCUGCAGCUGCUGACGCGGGCGCUGGAGGAGAGCCGGGGCAAACUGCAGCAGCUGCAGCGUGACCGCGCGGCAGUGUCGGAUGCCCUGGGCCAGCUGUGCCUGGCUUCGGGCGCGACAGGCAAGGAGGCGGCGGCGGCGGCACGGCCAGCCAACCCAGAAGACGACACCCUCCUGCCCCGCCGCAUCGACCUGCUCACCGCCCAGCUGCAGGCGCUGCGCGAGGCGGUGCAGGCGGGGGAGGCGGCGGUCACGGAUGUGCAGGCGCAGCACGAGCGAGCGGCGCUGCAGGUGGUGGUGCAGCAGCAGCACCGCGAGGCGCUCGAACGGCAGCUGGAGGAGGCACGCUACACGGCGCAGCAGCACGAGCAGGCGCAGCACGCGCUGCAGGUCAAGGUGGGCCUGCUGGAGGAGCAGCUGGCGGCCAGCGCGGACUCGGCGCGGCGGCGCAUGGAGGAGCAGCUGGACACCUUCCGCGGGGAUGCCAUGACGGCCAGGACGCUGCGCAACAAGUAUGUCGAUAUGGAGCGCCAGCUGGACACUGCACAGCGUGCACAGCAUGCCGAUGCCGAGCAGUGCAGCCGACUGGCGGCGCAGGUGGAGCGGCUGCAGGCGCAGCUCAAGGAGGCGACGCGAGGGCAGGCGGAGCUUGGGCAGCACCUGCUGGACAAGUCUGCCGCACUCAGCAAGCUGACAGACGAGCACCGAUCGCUGCAGGCCGAGGCCACAGCCCUCGCCGCCCACAACUCCCAGCUGCAGGCAGCGCUGUCUGCCAGCCAGCAGCGGGCCCAGCAAGGGGAGAACCUGGGCACGGGGCUGCAGGCGCAGUGCCAGGCGGCGCAGCAGCUGCAAGGGGCGCUGCACGAAGAAGCAGAGCGCCUCAAAGCCGAGCUGCAGCAGGAGCGGGGGCAGAAGCACCACCUGCAGACGGCGUUGGCCGAGGAGCGCCUGGUGUGUGCCAGCCAGCGGGCGGCGCUGCAGGGCAAGGGCGAGGAGAUUGCCUCGCUGUGCGUGAAGCUGGACGAGUAUUCGGGCCGCAUUGUGGCAGCCGAAGGGGCGCUGGAGGCGUCCGAGCGGCGUGUGGAGCAGCAGGGAGUGCUGCUACAGCAGGUGGAGGAGGCGUCGCAGCAGGCGCGGCACGAAAACAGCAGCCUGCGCGACUCGCUUGCGGAUUUGGCGGCGUCAGAGGCGAGGCUGAAGCAGCAGCUGGAGCAGGCGGAGGCCAGAGGUGCUGAGACAGAGGCAGCUCGUGCGGCGCUGGUUUUGACGGGCCAGGAGCAGGACACCGCCGCGGCCAGGACCAGGGAGCAUGUGCAGACGCUGCAAGCUUCCCUGGCAGAGCAGGCUAGGCAGCUGGAGCAGAUGGCAGCACUGCAGCAGCAGGUGGAGGGGCAGCGGCAGCAGGUGGCAGACUUGAAGGGGGAGCUGCAUGCUGCAGUGGUGCGAGGGCAGGCUUCCCAGGCUGCUGUGGAUGAGCUGGCGGCAGCCAAGCAGCAGCUAGAACGGGAGCUUCACAAGCAGGAGAUACUGUGCCGGCGGUUCCAGGAACAGUGGAAUGAAGCAAACGUGGCACUGCAGACCACCGGCAAGGAGCUGAAGGCAGCCAGGGCGGGCGCAGAGGCUGCCAGCGCACAGGCGGCACAGGAGCGGGAGGACCACGCCGCUGCUGUGGAGGCUCUUAAGCAGCAGCAUGCACAGCGCAGGUCCAGGAACGAGCAUCUUGAGCGGGAGUGUCGGCAGCAGGCCAUCAUCAUCGCUGAGCUGCAGGCCACCACCAUCUCCCUCACCGCCCGCCUGGAAGCCACCCGGCAGCACAAUGCGGCCCUGCACCGCUACGCUGUGGCGCACGGCGCGGCCUACGGCCGCCUGGCUGGUCAUUCGGCGGGCCUUCACCAGCUGUAUGCUCGGCAACUGAGGUGGCUGCUGCAGCUGUGCCGCCACCUCGACUUACAGGUGGCUGCGGCCCUUGCAGCCGCAGAUCCGGUGGCGGCUUUGGAGGCGGAUCGAUGCUGCAGCGGUGGCAGCAGCAGUUUAGAGGCAGCGCAAACGCCAGCAGCGCUGCCGGUCGUGCACGAAGCAGCAGUGGCGGGCACACAUGCUGCCGGCAGCUCGGCGGCAGCUGUCGCGGCUGCAGUUCUGUCUAUUGAGAGCCUGAGAACGGAGCUGCAGGUGUCUGUACAGCUGCUGGAGCAGCAGGGCGGCAGCAGCGAGGUGCAGCAGCUGGCAGCAGUGCCAGAUGGCAUUGCGCAGGGGCUGGAUGCGGACUUGGCAGGACUGCCUCCUUCGCUGCUGACCUCACCACGGCUGGGGCUGGAUGAGGGAGCUGCCAUGGCAGCCGCAGGACCAGAGUCAGCUACCGCCAGCAACAGCAGCAGCAGCAGCAGCAGCAGCAGAAGCCGCCUUCAGCAGAGCCUUCAGCCAACACCAGCAUCCAAGACUUCCCAGGCAGCACAGCAGCAGGAUAGGACCACACGCAUUGCCGCCACCACGCCAGCGAAGCCUCCAUCCUCUGUUCUGUCAGCCCAGGUGUCACAGAUGGAGGCACACUUGCAGCGCCUGGUGCGCAGCGGAGCGGAGCAUGCCGCACGGGCGGCAGCGGCGGUGCUGCUGCAGGAGCAGGAGCGUGCGGCGCGGCAGAGGGCUCAGGACCUUGCCACUGAGCUGACCACUCAAUUAGCAGCCACUCAGGCAGACCUGGAUGCCACCCGGGAGCAACGCGGCCAGCUGGAAGGGCAGUGCCAGCAGCUGGCCCAAGAUCUGCGGGAUGCCAUUUACAGCCUGGGCCAGGUGCAUGCGCAGCAUCAGGGGCAGGCAGUGUCCUGGGCUGUGCGGGGGCUGAAGAGCGCGGGAGUCCAGACACAGUACUGCGAGCUGUGGGAGUCCAACCUUGGAGGCACCGCUGGCACCUGCCACAACAGUGCCGGCGCCAUCAACGGCACAGCGUGCGUGGCAGGCAGCGGCAGCGGCAACGGCAGCGUGCUGUGGGCUGCUGCGCAGGAGAGCAGCAGCGGCAGCAGUCGCGGUGGUAGCGGGGAGGCCAGUGAGAAUGGAGGGGAGGCUGAUGCCAGCAGUGGCGUCGAGGUGCAGGGGCAGGAGGAGGCUGCGGCAGCCAGGGUGCUGCCGCUGCCGGCCCUGCGGCAGGCCAUUCAGGACAUCUAUCGGGCCAAGGCCAUUGCAGACAUUGCUGUGGCACGUGGCCAGCGCCCCUUCCUGCCUCUGGCUGACUUUCUUGCCGCCUACCUGGCCCAGCAGCACGGCGCCGAGGGCGCGGCGGUGCAACAGCGUGCGCAGCAGCUGCAGGCCAGCGUCGAAGCGCAUGCCGGGGUGUGGGAAGUCGGCCUCUUUGGCCUGGCAGCCGGCAUGCUUGAGGAGGCUGAGAACUGGGAUGCCGCCCCGCCAGGCUCUGCGCCGGCGAUCCUUGUCAGGCCCCCAGGCAGCAGCAGCCCAUCAGCAGCAGCACCACCACCAUCAGCGGCAGCAGACGCAGUGCCACUGGUUCUGUAUCACAGCCGCCGCCGCCGCGGCACGCCUUCCCAGCUGCAGCAUGGCGAGGCGCUUUCGUCCCUGCGCCGCUUCUGCGGCGCCAGCUGGCUGGCGGCCUUCCGGCGGUCGGCGGCGCUGUGCCCUGCUGGCCCCGACCAGCUGUUGCACGGCAUGGCAGCAGAGUUGCACAACCUUGCGCUCAGCGUGCCUGGCAUGGAGCAGCUGGCAGCCUGGGUGUUGGGCGGCGGGGUGGGCGCCUGCCUGCCGCAGCUGGACUUGGGGCUUCGCCUGGCAGAGAACCAGGUGCCCCAGCUCUACCUGCUGGCGGUAGAGAGCAGCCGCCUGCUCGGCCUGGCCACCACGCCGCAGCUGUAUGUGAAGAGCAGCGGGGAGGCUGCCGCCUACUACCUGCUGCUGCCUGACACGGCUCGUUUGCACGGCUUCAAUGGCAGCUCAGCUGAUGCGGCAUCCGACCGUGCCAGCAGCGCCAGCGCGGAGAAAAGCAGUAGGGAUGACGGCGGCGAGCGCAGCAGCAGCAGCAGCGCCGCGCUGCGCUUGCUCGAGGCUGGUAGCACUGUGGCUGGCGGGAGCCAGGUGGCAGCCGAGCCGCGGGACUGGCAGUGUGCCCUUGUGCUGACCAGCGGCCUAGUUGAUCUGCUGGAGCCUGGAGAGUUGCAGGCUGUGAUGGCAGGCUGUCUGGGCUUCCACGCGGCCCUCACCUCCCCUGCCGGUGGCUCCAGCUUGGCGCCCGCAGCCAGCCAGGAGGGCGCCCAGCUGGCGGCGCUGUGCCGCAGCAUGGCGGCGCUGGCCACGCUGGGCACGCUGAGCGCGCUGAGCCCCGACCUGCUGGCCCGCCGCCUGCCGCAGCAGAUGGCGCCGUUUGUCUUUUCCCGGCUGCGCCCGGUGCUGGCGAGGGCGCUGCGGUACCUCGCCCUGUACUGCGACCGCGUGGCGGCCGCCGCCACCGGCGGCUGGCGCCCCGUAGCCGCCUCGAUCGUCAAACAGGCCGCAGGCUGCACUGUUCUGCGAGACGAGCUCAACCUUGACGCCGUGAUUCAGCAGGCACAGGAGCUGGAUGGGGCGACGGCGGAGCUGCUGCCAAAAGCGCUGCUGCGGGAGGAGGGGGCGACGGUGGCGGGGGCCGCAGCCAGCCUGGUGCUGCUGCGCGUGCGGGAGCUGCAAAAGUGGGCCGCGGCGGAGCGGCGGUAG